This is a messenger RNA of Anopheles moucheti, 5193 nucleotides long. Its product is annotated as inactive dipeptidyl peptidase 10. Gene Ontology annotation, biological process: proteolysis. The transcript is spliced from 14 exons. Bases 831 to 3698 code for a protein of 955 amino acids. Lineage: Eukaryota; Metazoa; Arthropoda; Insecta; Diptera; Culicidae. Gene Ontology annotation, molecular function: dipeptidyl-peptidase activity; serine-type peptidase activity. The record is from RefSeq and is a predicted model, not a curated record.
GGAUAUAGCCGUGUGUGUUACUGCAGUAAUGUGCUCCACUCGGUACGGUGGACUUCGGUGUCUGCUGCGCUUCGGGCCUGUUGUGUGUGCCAGUACGUCUGCGUGCGUCGGUGUGCGAGAGUGUGUGUGCCAGUGAGAGUGUGUGUAUGCGUGUGCGCGCACCCGCUCCCAGUCGUGUGCGUGUGUGUGUGUGUUUGGGGUUCCCUUUGCAUGGGUGGCUCUCGUUACACGCUCGCUCACCAUUGUGCGUUUCCUGGCCCUACGCGGCCACCACAUCACGCUGACCCCAGACCGUGUGCCGCCCGCAGCAAAAGGGGUUGCGCUCCAAGUGUUGCUUCCAAGGAUGCAGCUAACCAGAGACGAUUGAAGCGCGAACGAAGGGCAAAGCAAAGCACAGAUUUUCGAUCCCUCCGAUCGGUACCACUCGCCACGUUGUAGCCGCUGUAAGUGGAGUGUGUGCUGCCACGGUGGUAGAGUGUCCUGCAACUGCGGUACGGUGGUAGCAGAGGGAACACUUAGUAGAAGAGGUGCUUUGUGCUAGUGUGUGUGUGCGUGUAUGUGUGUGUGUAUGCGGGUGUGUGUGCGGGUGUGGAUGCGAAGUAGCGCUUCCGCAGCGUGUCCCAUCAAUCAAAUAUCCUAGGCCAGAGGAUACGAAGAACAGGCGUAGGCGAACAAGCAUCCGCCAGUUGUGCAAAACAGCACCACAGCCAAUCAACGUCGUCAGAUACGCUUUGUAUCGCGGUGCUACCAGGCUCACCACGGGUGUCCUUGGGUGCGGGUGCUAGGACCUUCGAGGAAACCGCCGGAGUCACCAUCCAAGGACAGCGAAGAUGAACACCGUCCAGAGUACGGGCCAUGCGACCGUUCGGAACAAGAAGGACUCGCAGUUCGAGGAAUUAACUGUCUCUUCCUCGGAAAAAAGAAAUUGGAGAGGAAUUUUUAUUGCGCUUUUAGUGAUUGCUGCCGUAUUGGGGCUAAUUGUGUUUUCCAUUCUACUUCUAUCACCAGAGAUCGAAAGCUCGAAGCUACACGGGCGUCGCAUAUCGCUGUACGAUAUCAAAUCGGGCCGAUAUGAAUGGAACACACAGAACGGUUCCUGGAUUAAUCGGUACGAGUAUGUGUUCAUCAACUCGGAAGGUGGCCUAACUGCGUUGCAAAUCACCCGUGACGGUGGUUUCCGGUUUGAGGUUCUCAUGAACAAUGCCACCUUUCGGCAGCUCAACGUGGACAGUUACGAUGUGUCACCGGAUCGGAGCUUUGUGCUGCUGUACGCGUCCAACGGUAACACGCAGCGGUACAAUCGCAGCUACUACGUGUACGAUUUAGCCUCGUCGAACGUGUUCUCGCUGUCGGCGAAGGAGUUGGACACGACCGCACCACAGCUCCAGCACGUCCUGUGGGCACCGGUGGCCUCGAACGGUUCCGGCAGUGCCGGUGGCGAGAAGUCGCCCGGACAAUCCUUCCAUUCGCCAUCGUCCGCAUCCGCCUCCUCGUCAUCCGGUUCGGCCGCAUCCGGCUCAGGCACCUCCUCCCAGGGUAUUGCGUACGUGCACCAGGGCGAUAUUUACUACAAGCCGCGCGUACAGUACGAUCUUAUCUGUCGCAUCACCACCAGCGGACGGGACGGACCGGUACUGAAUGGGGUGCCCGAUUGGCUCUACUCGAACGUGCUCGAGCUAAAGGGACCGUCAUUACUAUUCUCGCCCGACGGCCAGUAUCUAUCCUUUCUCUCCUUCAAUCUAUCGAGCGUGCAGGAGUAUCAGUAUCUUUGGUACGGUGAUGGACAGCAGUAUCCGAAGAUACACAGCCUGCGCUACCCGAAGGUACAUUCGGCCAACCCGAACGUGACGGUGUACGUCGUGCAUCUGGGCGUGCUGAAGUACAUCUUCCCGAAACCGGUCAACGUGCCGGCGUAUAUCCGUGCCACCGACAGUUACGUCGGUGGUCUCAGCUGGCUGUCGUCGACCGAGCUGUCCGUCACGUAUGCCAGCCGGAACCAGAGCGUAGCGCACGUACUGCUCUGCCGAGCACCAUCGUUUACAUGCGUGGAGAUAUUCCAAGAGAAGGCCGUCGCCAACUCGUGGGUAUUGAUCGGUGAGCGGCCACUGUUCAUACGACGCCCGGCAUCGCUGGAUAGUUUCGCUGCCGAUGCACCGCAGCCCGCACCUGCACCAACACCGGUCACAACCACAACGACAACAGCCCCACCACCAACCACCCCGCCCGCACCAACGAUGCCACGCCAUCUGUAUAUGCUGAAGCGGCUGAAUGUGCGCGACGGUUCGCACGGUUACUAUCGGCACCUGGUGCUGGUGCUGCUCGGUACCAAGCGCACCAUCACGCUGACCAUGGGCCAGUUCGAGGUGACGGAAAUCGUCGGGUACGAUGAGCGCCGUGGGCUCGUCUACUACAUGGCGGCCCCAUACCACAAACCGGGCCAACGCCAUCUGUACAAAAUACCGCUCGGACUCGAACAGAUGGCAUCGAUGGCGGGCAGUGGUGGUGCAGGUGGUGGCGCAACCGCUUCCGGUGGGCCCGGUACGCCCUACGAUGCCAACCCGGACACCGGCCGUCCCGGGCACAAUGCGAGCGAUGUGCUGCUGUUGCGCCCGUUCGGGUCCGCCGUGCCGUACUGCGUGACGUGCGGCCGGGGCCCGUCGGACGGCAGCGAGGGUGACGACGGUACCGACACACCACCGUCCAAGCGGCCCAACAACUGUCUGUUUAACCGCGUCUCGUUCAACGACGACUACACGUACUUCGUGCAGGAGUGCCUCGGACCGGAAUCGCCCUCCACCUACCUGGUGGAGGCCGGUUCGGAGCGUAAGGUGCGCGUGCUGAACGAUGGCAACGAGCUGCGCGAACAGCUGGUCCAGCUGGCCAAGCCGCAGAUAAUGACGUUCAGCGUGCAGAUUAAGUACGACUUUAACGCGCAGGUCAAGCUGUUCCUGCCGCCCGGCGUGAAGGAGGACGACGACUUGCAGCUGCCGCUCAUACUGCACAUUGAGGCCGGCCCGGAACGGCAGCUCGUGUCGGAGGAGUACAGCGUUGACUGGAACUGGUACCUCAGCAGCCAUCAGUCGUACAUUAUCGCGCAGAUCGAUGCCAGGGGGUCCGGAUUCCAGGGCGAAUCGCUCAAGACCCAAAUUCGGGGACGCGUCGGCAUCGAGGUCGAAGAUCAGUUGGCUGUGCUGAUGUAUCUGCGAGACAACUUGAAGCUGGUAGAUCCUAACCGCAUCUGUGUUUAUGGUAAGGGCUACGGUGGAUACAUUGCAAUGCAGAUGCUUGCUACUGAUGCGAACCAGGUGCUGAAGUGUGUGGCCGCUAUUUCGCCUAUCGUAUCCUUCCGCUAUUACAAUUCCUUCUUUACCGAACGGUAUGUGCUGCAACAGGAUGACACCGAGCGGUCACUGAUCGAGUCAGAUCUGUCGACCAAGGUCGCUAGCCUGGCGUCGAAGAACUUUCUGCUCAUCCACAGCACGGCCGAUUGCGUUGUGCACGAGCAGCAUGCUGCGCUGCUCACCCGUUCGCUCGUCAAUCGGGGUAUCAUCUUCCGGCAUCAGAUGUACGUCGAUGAAGAUCACGAGUAUCGGAGCGUGUCCGAACAUCUGUUCCACACGAUCGAGACGUAUAUUGAGGAGAACUUCGGCAACGAUAAUCAGGACUGGACGUCAGCAUUCUUCCUGUCUAAAACGUAGUUCUUCCAGCGGCAGACAACCGAACCGUGAGCAUACGGAACAAACAACAACAACAACAAACCAAACAAAAAAGAAAUCAACCCAAACACGUUUGAUUAAUGAUAGAGUAAUGAUAAUUUAAAGAUAAAAGAAAAGAAAAAAAUAAUUAAAAGACGAAAAAUAUAAACGAGAGCAAAGCAAAACAUUUUGAAGUUUAGAAAAGGAGCGCGCGAAGAAGCAAACAAAUGAUACAUAUAAUGUGGAUGUACGAACAAAACCAACAAAAAAAAAACAAACAAAGCAAAACUAAAUGGGAAAAAACAUUAAACAAUAAACAAACGAAUGACAUGCACGCACCCUCACACACGCAUGCACAUACAUGUAAGAGAAGGAAACCGAUAGUUGUUUUAGCAUCUCGUCCAAUUUCCGAUCUAGAUGAUCUCUUCCAAUGUCCGAUUUUAGAUCACUUCCAUAUUCUGAACACGACUUUGAGGUUAUAUUCCCGAAUAUCAGGCUGAAUAACUGGAUGAUCUUGCAACGGAAGCGAAUUGAUGAAUAAAAGGUGAAACAUUUUAAAUCUCAUUUUCCUGGAUGCUGGUUGUUUAUUUGCUAUUUUGAAGAAACCCAAACAUACGGCAGUGGAAGUGUAAUUCGUGGCAUAGAUGUGACGUUUAUGUUAGGACAAGCUGUGUGUAAUGUAUGUGAUGAAUGUUAGAUGUCCCGCAUACACAUUUGCCAAUGUAAUAAGUUCACCUGCACCUGGAAGGUAGCAAGAACACUUAGUAUCAUAGAAGCUGGCCAUAGGUAUAGGAACUGUUGUGCUCCGAUAGGUGACAGAUCCAUUCAAGAAAAUUAUCGAAUAGUGAACGCCUGAACGUAUGCAAUCAGCACUGCCGUUGAGGCCAUUUUGAGUGCACGUAUUUGCAUACCUUCAGGGGCGCACAAAAACAGGGUUCACAGAUUUAUUUGGCGACGUUGGAGCUUUGCAUUAUGCGCCCCUGAAGGUAUGCAAAUACAUCCACCCGAAAUUAAUAACUUUUCUUGGAAGCUUUAAGGGCUCGCUGGUUGGAGCGAUAAAGGCAAAAGCUCCGGUAUCGCCAAAUGGAAUAGUAAACCCUGUAUAAAAAAAGAAACACAGAACACCGCGUUAUGCUUUAAAGGAGAGAAAAACAACAAUGAAAUUUUCAAACAAAUAGCAAUGCGUGUGUGUGUGGGUGUGUGUGGAUGGGAGCGUUUGUGAAUGUGUGUUGAUUGUGCGAUAGAUUUUAAACAAGAGUCAAGUUAAAAACAAAAAGGCGCAAAGCGAAGUGUAAAGAAGACACACAAGAAACGAAAAAAAAAAAUACAACAAAGCGAUAGAUAAAGGCGAAAGAAAACAAUAUCCACCAUUUUUUGAAAUUUCCCUUUUCUCUUUUGUUAUACUUAAGGAAACAUUUCCCGAUUUGAAAAACAAAAAAAAAACACACACACGCAAUCGAAUAGCGCAGAGAAAGAACAACUAAUAAAAAUUAAAAUG